Molecule: messenger RNA, 402 nt
Organism: Oppiella nova
Lineage: Eukaryota; Metazoa; Arthropoda; Arachnida; Sarcoptiformes; Oppiidae
Source: the annotation of a GenBank genome assembly
AUUUAUUUCUCAAAUCCGUAACUCAUUGUAAGCCUACACUGAUGCUCUGAUCACACAUCCCAUGCCAUUGUCAUCAUAACACUCUUACGGACACCUGAACGUCCUUAAGACACCAGUGAUUGAGUGGAUGCAGAGGACAGACAUCUUAACACAUAUGCCAUCCCUGUGUUGAGCGAAGAGUUUGCAGAGAUAGACGACUGACAGACAAUGACUUCUUCGGUGGUCCUACAGCUGAGUCCGAGUGGUGUCCAUCACUCGGAGACCAUCGAUGAUAACCUCAAUAAUAACAACUCCAUUGGUUUCCAUCCGAUGGUCAUCAACGGCAAGAAGUGUCGCUUCCAUCUCAACACCACAUCCCAGUCCAUCAUUUGGGAACAGGAGUUGACCAACACUUACAACAAC